Messenger RNA from Paramecium primaurelia, 441 nucleotides. Lineage: Eukaryota; Ciliophora; Oligohymenophorea; Peniculida; Parameciidae. The record is from the annotation of a GenBank genome assembly.
AUGUUACAUAUUCUAUUUACUUAUUUUAAUCAUUACAUUAUUCAAUCAAUUUUAAAGUCUAUUUAUGCAUUAAAUCCACUUUAAAAGAUAAUCCUUUAAGAAAUCUUAGAAAAAGAACAUUAUAGAACUUUGAUUUAAAUAGAUAUUAAUGAUAGAUAAGGUAUUAUUCCAUGUUUCAGUCUCAUAUAACUUUAUGUUUAUAAAUUUUAGGAUAUUAAAGAUCAAUAAUCAAAUAAAUUAAUCUUACUUGCACAAUAACUAUUUUAAAUUGUACAUUUAUAAGUACUUAUUAAUAAAUUGAAUGGAUCAUAAGCUAAUUAUAAAGAUCAUUAUAUUUGUAAAUACUUGAAAACAGGUUUAAAACAAUAAUUAUUAGGACAUUUUGGUUGUAAGAAAUCGAAUAUUGAGAUAUAAAUAUUAAAAUAUUUUAAUACACUAUGA